This is a messenger RNA of Varanus komodoensis (Komodo dragon), 632 nucleotides long. It is a transcript of the gene POLE4, whose product is annotated as DNA polymerase epsilon 4, accessory subunit. NCBI's taxonomy places the organism in Eukaryota, Metazoa, Chordata, Lepidosauria, Squamata, Varanidae. The record is from RefSeq and is a predicted model, not a curated record. Gene Ontology annotation, molecular function: protein heterodimerization activity. The transcript has 4 exons. Bases 20 to 394 code for a protein of 124 amino acids. Gene Ontology annotation, cellular component: nucleus; epsilon DNA polymerase complex.
GGCCGGUGAGGAACCCGAGAUGGCGCCGGCGCCGGCGCCUCCGUCCGCGACUCGGCCGGCGCGACUCCCGCUCUCCCGGAUAAAAGCGCUGGUGAAGGCCGACCCAGACGUCAGCCUGGCCAGCCAGGAGGCCGUCUUCGCCAUAGCUCGCGCCGCGGAGCUUUUUGUGGAGACCCUUGCCAGAGACGCCUUUGCCUAUUCCCAGCAAGGGAAAAGGAAGACGCUCCAGAGGAAGGACCUGGGUAAGGGAGCGGUCCUCUGGCCGACCUGCCUGGCUACCGACAAACACAGAUGCUGUGGCCUGACGGGGCAGAUGGCUUGCUGUGUGUUAGCACAGGACAAUGCCAUUGACGCAACAGACGAGUUUGCAUUUCUGGAAGGUACGCUGGACUGACUGGACGAAGAGGAAUUCCUGGAAGGAAGGAGCACGCGGAGCUGUGCAGUCCAAGCCAGAGGUGCAGGAUGAGACUCUCUCAGACGGAGGGGUUUGCUUUGCCCUGCUGGACCUGCCGUGUUCAAAGUGGCACUAAAAGUGGCAGAGCCCCGUGUUGCUUAUAUAUGUUAUUCCCCUAAUGCUUUGUAUAAAGUCUGCAUAUUGCUAAUUCUUUAAAUACACACGUCUUUUCCCCACA